UAAAGCUCGACUGUUGACUGCUAGAAAGGGAUGAGUAGCUCGGAAGAUAUUAAAACCACCCAAUGAAACUGGAAUAAAAGUUCACUCAAAAUGAGCUGGAUUCCCUUUAAGAUCGGACAACCGAAGAAGCAGAUUGUCUCUAAAACGGUUGAAAGAGACUUCGAGCGAGAAUAUGAGAAACUCCAAAAGCUGGAGGAUCAGACGAAAAAGCUUCACAAGGACAUGAAGAAAAGCACUGAGGCUGAUUUAGCCAUGUCCAAAGCAGCAGUGAAGAUCUCUGGGGAUCUGCUGAGCAACCCGCUGUGUGAGCAGGACCAGGCCUUCCUGGACUCCAUGACUGCUUUAGACACAGCCAUGAAGAGGAUGGACUCCUUCAACCAGGAGAAGGUCAACCAGAUCCAGAAGACUGUUAUCGACCCUCUGAAAAAGUACAGUGGCGUCUUUCCCAGCCUCAACAUGGCAGUGAAGCGCCGGGAACAGGCUCUGCAGGACUACAAACGGCUGCAAUCCAAAGUGGAGAAGUAUGAAGAGAAGGAGAAAACCGGGCCCGUUAUGGUCAAACUACAUCAGGCCAGAGAGGAGCUGCGACCGGUCAGAGAGGACUUCGAUGUGAAGAACAAGCAGCUGCUGGACGAGAUGCCCAAAUUCUACCACAGCCGCAUCGACUACUUCCAGCCCAGCUUCGAGGCUCUCAUCAGGGCUCAGGUUGUAUACUUCACCGAAAUGUACACGAUCUUCAGCGAUUUAACAGACCAGAUCGACCAGGCAGGGCUGACAGACGAGCAGAGGGAGAGGGAGACGGAGGCCAAGCUCGGCGAGUUGAGAGCUCUGUCCAUUGUCGCCGACGACUGAGGGAGGAAAGCCGAAAAGAACCGGGAAGGGCUCCUUUCAUGCCUCUGUGAAUGGACUUCACUCUUUUCAGGCUCCUUCGUGCAGUUCAAACGGACAGCAAUGGCCUUAACCUGAUUAUCAGAUUGUUUCCUUGCGGCCUCAUCACCCCCCCUCCCCCGUUCCUCUUGCACUACACUCCCAUGUUUCAUCCUCUACAGCAGCUGAAAUGCCACAUUAACGAAGCCAUCAGCCAACAUGAGAAGCCAAUAUGUUGUUAUAUUUUAGUAAAGGAAUCAAAUGGUUCUCGUCAGAGCUAAUUACCACGGUUACGCUUCAUGCUUUCCGAGACGUCUAGGAGCAUUUGUUUUUUAAAGCAGGAAAUGAGCAAGGAAAUGUUUUUUUUAAUAGUCACAUCUGCAAUGUUACAACAAUAUGUGAUGCGUUGUUUUUAUUACCCAAGUUUGGAAUGAUCAACACUACAGACUGAAUGUUAUGUAAGUUACCGGCUAAAACAAAUGUGUUUCGUUUUGUGCUGGUUGUCUCUUAGUUUAGCUCUGUGCCAUGUUGUGUGGGGGCUUUUUAUCGGGGGCUUUUUAUCGGGGUCUACAGGAUGAUAUUGGGAACAUCACCUGUGCAUUAUGUGCCUACAUCGUCCUGACUGUGGAUGAAACUCAAGUGAAGUGAGGUUGUGCCUGUGCAGCGAGGUCGAAACAAAGGCUGGUGCUCCCUCUAGUGGACAACACUCAUGACACCAAUUAUUUCCUUUAAUUCACACCAUCCUUUCUUUGUUUUAUUGUUUGUGGUUCCGUUUUUGUUUGCAAAGAACCUCGUGCAUUGUUGGCACCCGAGAGAAGUCUUUUCUCUGUACCGGGGUCAGAAGACAACGUUAACAUUUGUUGUCUUUUAAUUCGGACUAAAUCAUUGCACUCCUUUGUUUCCACCUUUAUCAGGUUCUGCCUCAGUAUGAUAAAUAAUGGAGCUAUGUGAAAUGGAUGGCUCCCAUAUCAUGUUAGUGUUUUUUUUUUUGUUCAAAGGUGUCAUACCAAGAAGUUGACUAUUUAUUAUUUUAAAAUAAUUUUUUUCAUUGACUGUCUUUUUUUCUGUUUGUAUUAAUGAAGGUUUUUCUAAAUAAUUCAGUUGUAGCUUUUCUAACAUAACUAAGUGGAUACUUUAACAUUAGAGUGGGAUUUAAAAAUAGCUUUUUAAAAUGUAUUAAUAUGACAAUCUGUUAAAUAUCUGUUUUUCAGCCAUCAUCUCAAUGUACAGUCAAUCAUGAAAUAAAUUAACUGUAUAAAUCUUA
Messenger RNA from Trematomus bernacchii (emerald rockcod), 2131 nucleotides. It is a transcript of the gene bin3, whose product is annotated as bridging integrator 3. The record is from RefSeq and is a predicted model, not a curated record. Lineage: Eukaryota; Metazoa; Chordata; Actinopteri; Perciformes; Nototheniidae. The coding region runs from base 91 to 852 and encodes 253 amino acids. Gene Ontology annotation, molecular function: lipid binding; protein binding. Gene Ontology annotation, cellular component: cytoplasm; actin cortical patch. Gene Ontology annotation, biological process: plasma membrane tubulation; actin cortical patch localization; endocytosis. The transcript is spliced from 9 exons.